Molecule: messenger RNA, 510 nt
Organism: Sitophilus oryzae (rice weevil)
Lineage: Eukaryota; Metazoa; Arthropoda; Insecta; Coleoptera; Curculionidae
Exons: 1
Coding region: 1-510 (169 amino acids)
Source: RefSeq, a predicted model, not a curated record
AUGACCUCCUCCAAAUCCUCCUCCUCCUCCAUAACCACCACCACCUCCAUGGUGAUCUCCACCUCCUCCAUAUCCACCUCCUCCUCCAAAUCCUCCUCCUCCUCCAUAUCCACCUCCACCUCCAUGGUGAUCUCCACCGCCUCCAUAUCCGCCUCCUCCUCCAAAUCCUCCUCCUCCUCCAUAACCACCACCACCGCCGUGGUGAUCAUCAAGUCCACCUCCUCCACCUCCUCCUCCAAAUCCUCCUCCAUAGCCUCCAUCACCUCCAUGGUGAUCACCACCUCCUCCAUAUCCACCUCCUCCUCCAAAUCCUCCUCCUCCUCCAUAACCUCCGCCGCCGCCAUGAUGAUCAUCAAAUCCUCCUCCUCCGCCACCACCAAAUCCACCUCCUCCUCCAUAUCCGCCAUGACCACCACCACCACCGUUGUCUUUAAUUACGAUUGUAUGAGAAACACCCCCUGUAAUAAAAUAAAUUAUAAAAAAGGUGUAACAAAAGCCUUAACAAUAUAA